GUGGUUCGAAUCUUCAAAAUGGGUGAAAGAAUAUUAGUGUUUAUAUGUGAAAUAUAAAUAUGUUAUUGAAUACGAAUGGAAAGAUCAAUUACAAGGGAUUUCGAAGGAAUAUGAGCUCAACAAUAAUUUCCAUCUGAAACACCUGGUUUCAAUUAAUCUGACGCUUAAAAAGAGUAAUCCCUUCGGUACGUGGAAAUUUGUGUGCCAUUAAUGGCGGAUUAGAAUUUCAAUGAAAUUCUGUGUGUACACAAGUUUUUAUUGAACUCUUUGAAAAGUUUGCAAAACAAAUGUGCUGUAUAAAUCUCUGAUUUUUAUUUUGUCCAAAAAUAGUCAAAUUAUGGCAGAAGUUUACAACAGCAAAAUUCCUAAGAUUAUGGUAUUCAGACCUACUUGGGAUGAAUUUAAGGAUUUCUCCAAGUAUGUUCAAGUGAUGGAGUCCCAAGGGGCACAUAAAGCUGGAUUAGCUAAGGUUAUUCCACCUCCAGAAUGGGUACCUCGUAAAUCAGGUUACAACUUAGAAGAUCUUAAAGUUACCAUUCCAGCCCCAAUUUGCCAAGUUGUAACUGGUAAACAAGGCCUAUAUCAACAAAUAAACAUUCAGAAAAAGUCGAUGACAGUCCAACAAUACAGUGAAUUAGCAAAUUCAGAACGGUAUGCAACUCCUAGACAUUUUGAUUACGAAGAUUUGGAGAGAAAAUACUGGAAGAACAUAACCUAUGUGGCUCCAAUUUAUGGUGCUGAUGUGUCGGGGAGUUUAACAGAUGAAAAUGUUAACGAAUGGAAUAUAAAUAGAUUAGGCACAAUACUUGAUUACGUAAAUGAAGAUUAUGGUAUUUCAAUUGAGGGAGUCAACACUGCUUAUCUCUAUUUUGGUAUGUGGAAAACGACGUUUGCUUGGCACACAGAAGACAUGGAUUUAUAUUCUAUAAAUUAUCUUCAUUUUGGAGCUCCUAAAACUUGGUAUGCUGUACCUCCUGAACAUGGAAGAAGAUUAGAAAGACUGGCCAAUGGUUUUUUUCCUGGCAGUUACAAAACGUGCAAUGCUUUUCUUCGUCAUAAGAUGACUCUGAUAUCUCCUCAAAUCCUUAAACAAUAUUCCAUACCUUACAAUAAGAUCACACAGGAAGCUGGAGAGAUUAUGAUCACUUUUCCAUACGGUUAUCAUGCAGGCUUCAACCAUGGUUUCAAUUGCGCAGAAUCUACGAAUUUUGCUUGUGAAAGAUGGGUAGAGUAUGGGAAAAGAGCCUCGCAGUGUACCUGUAGCAAAGACAUGGUAAAAAUCUCCAUGGACACUUUUGUUAAGAGGUUCCAACCUGAUAGGUAUGAAAUGUGGCUUAAAGGCGAAGAUGUAGGUCCCCAUCCCGAAGAACCGAAUCGUCAAGUUGCGGCACCUUUACCCUUGCCCCAAGAUAUCCUCUGCAACAAGAACAACACCUCCCUGCCUCAGAGCUUCAUUGACGGCCCAAUGAAGAAAUCUCGCAAGGGAAAAAUGAAUUUACAACAGGACUUCUCACUUUUUCCUACCGAGUUGCAAAUACAACUUAUGGAAGAGGAUCGUUUAGAUUUUGCCCAGGAUGAGAUCGCUCCUGAUGAGCAACAGCUGGAGGUUCUCGAAGAUAUUUGGUUGAAAGCUGGUGAAAUCGAAGCGGAAGAUGCAUCUUUCUGCGACGAAGGAUACCGCGUGAACAACAAACGGAAAUACUUUGGCCGCAACAAGAGGAACAAGCAGAAACAGGAGAAGGACGGUUCGGUUUCCGUCCACAAAGUUCCGAAGAAGGCAAAAUCGGACGGGGAAGGCAAGAGCCACAAGAAGAAGAAGGCGACCAUGGACGAUCUCACCGGAAUCUACACGGCUUGCCAGAGCAAGACGAAGAAAGUUUGCGGUAAAAUCGUGGCUCCUCUGAACUUGACGGAAGGUGGGACUUCGGCAGACACUUCAGAUUUGGUCAAGAGUUUGGUGGCCAAGGAGGCCGAUAAGUUGUUGAGCGUGCAUCAUCACAAGUCCAAGAAGAGGAAGCACAAACAUAGGGACGAUAAGGAGCACAGACACAAGCAUAAGAAAAAAAAACAUCACCACAAUCAUCACAGCUCGUUGGAAAAUUCCAAAUCUCCGAUUGCCACCCAGGUGAAGACGGAAACCGAUGAGACUUCGCACGAAAAUUCCGAAAUAAAGAACGAAAUCGACAAUAUAAUCCGCGAAGCCGCCGAGGAACACGAGCAACAGAAAAAAUUGAAAUCGUUCGAUAACCAACACACCAACAUACCCCAGCUGUCGAUAGAAAACUUGCCCAAUCCCGUUCACACGGUUCACGUGUUCGAAGAGGGAAAAUCGCCGACCAUGUUAGCCCUCAAGAAUUUCAGAAAGAUGAGCGACCCCAAAUCGUUGCCUUCCCUGGGUAAAGUACAAACCAUCCACACGUCCAAAGGCACCAUUACGGUGCUGGAAAAAGACUGCCUGUCCCCCGAAUCCACUGUCGUCAAGCCUGCGACUUACACCCAUCGUCAGAGGGAGGAAGUGGUUUCCUCCAGUUCGGUUGAGGUUGGGAGCACGGAAACCGUUAAUCCUGGCUUCAACAAGGCCUUCUUGUCUUUCCUUCAGCAGGGUAACGCUGCAUCGAAGUCUGACGAUAGGGGGAAGACUAAGGCUAAGAACGAACCGGUCAAAGAGAAAACGGAAUCUAGUCCUGAAGAUCUCAUUAAGAAUAUUUUAAAGAACUCCUGUGAAACCGCAAGGGUGCAUCACGAAUCCCAGUACGUUAGGGAUGUAGGGGAUGUGGAAGAUCCCCAGUCUAGACUGCAGAUGGCCCUGCAACAGGCCGUCGAUCAGAUAAGUUUCAACCCAGUGGAGGAAUUGGAGAAUAGGGGUGAUUUGGGUGUUAGGAAUUACGUAGUGAAUAAUUGCAUGACGAGCACGUAUUUCAACAACGAUAGGUUCUUCCCGUUCAGUUCUACUCCCAUCAAGUUGGAGAAAGAGAAUGAAGAUGAAAACGCCAAGGUGGUGAUCGAACGUUUCAACAAUGAAGAAAUAGCGACAGCGGCCGAGAAAAAGAUCAGCCGAUUGAGCAACAUCCUGUGCAACGAGACAGGCAGAAAUUUCAUCGACAAAUCGGAGGACUACAACCUUUUAUCCAAAUUCGAGCAAGAGUAUCUGAAAGAUGUUCCGACAGAGGGUGCAAGCAGAGGAAUCAACAGUACCAUGGUACCCAAGCAGGAGCCAUCCAGCUCGGAAGAUUCAGAUUCUGACAGUUCGGACAGCUGUUCUACCUGCGGAUCUGGAUGUUCCACUUGCGAAUCGGAGGAUGAAGACGCAAACCGGACUGUCAAGAGUGAGGGACAGUUGGAAGCGAAGAAGAAGAUCAGGAAGCCUAGUUUGGAAGGCAAUCAGGCUCUGGAUCUAUCUAAGAAAAGCCCUGGUAAAUCUAAGUCAAAUUAUCGUAAGGUAACCCUGCGACAAAUAGUGGAGGGUCAGAGGGGCCUGGGGAGGCCCAAGAAAUAUGUACAGGAGCAGAUAGCUCGCAUGAAGUCGAUAAUGGAAAAAUUCAAAACCGGUGAGAAGCCCCCAGAGGCUGGCGAUGCGAACGGAAUGAGCGAGUAUCUGAAGCUCAAGGCUUCCUGUUUGACCCCCAAAGGGGUCUCCGUGAAGCUCGAUGAUGUCAUGGAUAUAUUCGAAGAGGAUGUGAGAACUGAUUUAUUGUCCGGGAAAACUUUAAUCGAGAUGCCCCAAGUGAAGAAAGUUGUCGUACCGGAACCAUUGAAGGCUGUGAAAGUGGAGACACCCUUGCUCGAGAAGAAAAAGAAAGAAACCCUUAGUCCGUCUAGUUCACAGCCGAAUAAGUGUGUGGCCUACCCUACGAAGGCUACCUUGAAGGCUGGCGAUAAAAUCUGGGCGAAACGCGUCGAUAACGAAAAAUAUUACAAGGCCACCGUGCUACAAGUCAUAGAGAUGCCUUAUAUAUGCGUUUACUUCCCCGAGGAGGACUCAUUUGCCAAAGAUGCCCUUUUCUCCGAUUUGAUAUGGUCCUGGAAGACCAGACCACCUAAGUGCGGUCAGAAGGUGCCAAUCAAAUGGACAGACGGUCAGAUACAUGAGGUCGAAUUUAUUGCCAGGACCACUAGAUAUUCAUUAUUUGUUGAAUUCGAGAACGGAGAACAGAUGACUGUGAAAAGAGAAGAUGUAUUCACCUUUUCCGACUACCUCCCUAAAAGAAUUGACGGUUUAAGGUCCAACCCACCUGAUCUGAAGAACCAAAACCAGUGGAACGAUACCGAUCAGUCACUGCCAGACAAGUGUAUCAAGCAGGAGAAAUCCUUCGAGGACGACUAGCGGUUACAAUUUUCCAGGGUGAAAACUGUCUGACCCUCGGAAAAUAAGAAAAAGACUGAGAAAACUUGUUAAUGAUGAGGACCGAUGUCCAUCUACCCAUGGAUAUUCCCCCAUAUUGCACUUGACCCCAGUUUUGAACUUGACAUUUUCAAGUUUUCUGAAUUGAUGAAAAUUCGCGUUUUCGUCGAUUUUCCCAUUUUAUGUUCGAUGAUCGAAUGACCUUUUUUUAAUUUCGAAUGGUUUUCCGUGUUGAAGAAGUAUUAUAAUUAGUAGAUAUGAACAAUUCCAAUUUCUGAAAUUUUAAUUGUGAUCCGUUCCGAUAGGUUUUUUCGUGUGAUAAAAAAAAUAUUUAUGUUUGUACAUAUUAUAUGACACAUACGUAUAUUUAAGAGAGGUGUAUUUGGUAAUGUCUUUGAUGUAAAGAUGUUCCGAUGUAUUAUAGAGAUACAAUUAUCGAUUAUAUGUAGAAAACAUUCGAAUUUUUCAUUAUGCAACACUUUUGAAAAUAAAUUAAUUGUUUGUGUUUCGCAACACAUGUAGGUUGUACAAUAAAGAUUAUGAAAAUUUUGGA
Molecule: messenger RNA, 4895 nt
Organism: Coccinella septempunctata (seven-spotted ladybird)
Lineage: Eukaryota; Metazoa; Arthropoda; Insecta; Coleoptera; Coccinellidae
Exons: 14
Coding region: 338-4324 (1328 amino acids)
Biological process (GO): chromatin remodeling
Cellular component (GO): nucleus
Molecular function (GO): histone H3K36 demethylase activity; histone H3K9 demethylase activity
Source: RefSeq, a predicted model, not a curated record